GCACCAUCGAGACAGGCUGCUCAGUUGGGAUAUUGUUGACCGAGGUACAGUGAAAAGCUUCGGUUUGCAAUGAGCUGCCGGCAGCUGAUUAGCUUCACCCGGGUGGUGGAGGAUGGAGACGCUUGGAGGGACGGUGAACGGCGUGUGCCCUGCUCUCCCCUCCCCAGGGAGGGAGGGUUGGACGGGGAGCAGGCCAGGAGCUUCUAUGAGAGCGUCCUUGCUUCCAGCAGCCAGGCCAGCACCAGCUCCAGCUCCAGUGCAGUCCGUAAACACAAGGCCGAGCGGGGGAGAGUGCAGGCAGGUGGCCCCAGUGGACAUCAGGUCGAGGGAAGGCAGAGGAACGGGCAUCUGCUGCUGAAAUCUGCUCAGAACGGGGACCUCAAAAUGCUUCGGAGGUUGCUGGAGACAGGAGCGAGCGAUAUAAACUUCCGGGACAGUUACUACUGGACUGCCACCAUGUGUGCAGCAUACAGUGGGCAGCUGGAAGCAGUGAAGUGCUUGCUGAGUCUUGGAGCUGCAUGGGUCGGCGUGUGUGACUGCACGGGACGCGAUGCUCUGGAUUUGGCCCGACAGGCUGGACAUGCAGAAAUCGUCACCGCUCUGGAGGAAUAUCACACUCGUCCAGAGGAACAAGUAGACGGCAGGUAUGAGACACUUGGUGGUCUGGGCAUGGCAGUGCCUCGGCGGAAAACCGCACCCUCUUUCCCUUCCAGCCUCUCACCUGCUCAUUUCCAAAUCGGGAGGCUAAAAUAA
Molecule: messenger RNA, 753 nt
Organism: Amblyraja radiata (thorny skate)
Lineage: Eukaryota; Metazoa; Chordata; Chondrichthyes; Rajiformes; Rajidae
Product: G patch domain and ankyrin repeat-containing protein 1-like
Exons: 1
Coding region: 70-753 (227 amino acids)
Molecular function (GO): protein binding
Source: RefSeq, a predicted model, not a curated record